AUGGCCCUUUCCCUUUCUUUCUCCGACGAGAGAAUUUUGAGAAACUUAACUAACACAGGCAGUGUGCUUAAUCUCCAAGUAUAUUUGAAAAGCUGCGACUUUGCUGAUCUCAAAUCAUAUCAGUUCAUGGUGGCUUUAAGAAAUGUUCUAUUUGAGUUGAGAACUGGGAAUUAUAUUUUUGAUUCACAACAUCAAUGGACUCAGGGGAGUAUUAAUCAUCAACACUUCAUUCACAAAGAUGCGGUUGCUCGUUUGAGAAGUUAUUAUAGAAAAGAGAAAUUAGUGGGGUUUUUAGACAACAUGUUACAAAUCAGUUUGAAAGAAAUUUGGUCGGGGGAAGAUAAGGUGUAUGAUUUUGAGUUAGUUAAAUCCAUUUGUUAA
Molecule: messenger RNA, 381 nt
Organism: Saccharomycopsis crataegensis
Lineage: Eukaryota; Fungi; Ascomycota; Saccharomycetes; Ascoideales; Saccharomycopsidaceae
Exons: 1
Coding region: 1-381 (126 amino acids)
Source: RefSeq, a predicted model, not a curated record